AUGUUGGUCCAAGGGAGUGUGGCUUUGAGUAUUAGGAAGAAGAAGACGAGAGCGAAGAGAAAGAAGGAGGCAUUGAAUGUGGAGUCUGUUUGGGCUUGGCCGGAAGUUUCAGACGUCAUCAGUCAUCAGUACUCACGUCUACGCGUCUGGUGGUGCAAGAAGUGUAAACAGAAUGAAGUGAAGCUUGUUGACCAAAAAAACUCCCGAAAACGCAAUGCGAUUGCGCUCAAUGUGGGGCUUCUCAUGGCCCACAUUUGGACUCUUUCUAGGCAUCCAGUGAUCGUCAUACCACCUCGCACCACCAGUAUGAGACCGAUGAAGUCGCAAUCCUGCGACUGCAAACCUUCACACUUCACCUUACUCGUGAACAUGACAGGGACAUCGCACGUGGCGCAAGACACCGAGAGCUUGUUGAUGGAAUAUAUGGAAUGGUCCAUCCAGCGUCAGGCCCUAGCUCGACUUUCUAACCAUUACUUGUCAUACAUACAAGAAAAGAGAUCACUUCCUGGGUAUCUCGCUCCUUACGCAUUACAGUGA
This is a messenger RNA of Pseudocercospora fijiensis CIRAD86, 537 nucleotides long. RefSeq lists its product as uncharacterized. The transcript has 7 exons. Bases 1 to 537 code for a protein of 178 amino acids. The record is from RefSeq and is a predicted model, not a curated record. Lineage: Eukaryota; Fungi; Ascomycota; Dothideomycetes; Mycosphaerellales; Mycosphaerellaceae.